AAUAAUCCCUUGUCACAGCUCACUCGGCAGUCAGCACCAACUUCUUGUUAGGGUUUUCAGAGCGUGCGAGGAGCAAGAGACAGUGCGGUUUGCAAAUCCCAUUCGGAUGACCGAAACAACACACCAGAAGGUCGCUGGUCAUUCACAGAUUUUGGGAACUUAUUUUUGAAAUGGAAGACAAUGGAAUUAAGCAGCAGUCAAAUGCUUCAGCUGCAGGGGUUUAUGAAUUACCUGGAGAACCUGCUAUUGUAAUUAAUGGGGUGCCUGACAUAAUCCCUGGUGGCUGCACCAUUGCUCCCGGUAAUGCUUCAAGCAAGGUUGAAAUGCAUGCGCCUUCAGGUUUGGGUGAAUGGUUUGAAGGGAGGGAUGUCCAAAAGUGGUUUAUGGGAAGAUAUUUCUCAGGUAUGGUAACUGAUUUCGACAAAGAUUCUGGGUGGUACAGGGUUCACUAUGAAGAUGGUGACUCAGAAGAUCUUGAUUGGCAAGAGUUGGAAGAGGUGCUUCUUCCUUUGGACGUUACAGUUCCGCUCAAGGCAUUGGCACGGAGGAUUGUCAGAAAAGACAAGAAAUCUGUUCCUAAAUCUGUUAAGAAGGAAGCUGCUCAUUCACAAAAUCCCCAAAUCAAAAGAAGUACAACAAAAGGAAAGUAGAUCAUAGAUGAAAUUUUAGUGGUUUGUAGAUAUCAAUUGCAUAGCAUGCUGAACAGUUCUGAAAACGCUCAACUGAAAGAGCAAUUAAUUUAUUUUUUUUGUUAUAGCAGUGGGGACUGUUUGUUUUGUAGUUAGGGAAUUGAUCCCAAGGAGAAUUCCAAAGCUUGUUGUAGUGAUGAUUGAAAAUUGUUUUACCUGGUGAAUUACAUUACUAUAAUGGCAACAACAAGAUUUUCUAUGA
Messenger RNA from Glycine soja, 891 nucleotides. Its product is annotated as dirigent protein 17-like. The record is from RefSeq and is a predicted model, not a curated record. The transcript is spliced from 2 exons. Bases 171 to 650 code for a protein of 159 amino acids. NCBI's taxonomy places the organism in Eukaryota, Viridiplantae, Streptophyta, Magnoliopsida, Fabales, Fabaceae.